Molecule: messenger RNA, 264 nt
Organism: Meloidogyne enterolobii
Lineage: Eukaryota; Metazoa; Nematoda; Chromadorea; Rhabditida; Meloidogynidae
Source: the annotation of a GenBank genome assembly
GAAGACGAAUGCCGUAAAUUAGUCUGUAAGGCAGUUGAAGCUGGAAUGCAUGGGGAUGACAUGUCUGGGAAUGCAUACAACAUCGCUAUCUUCACUAAAAAUGGUAAAAAGAUGGAAGGGCCAUUUGUUCCAGCAUUUUCAAAGCGUAGCGAAUUGGAUGGAAAAUAUAUUUUUGAGCCUGGAACUACUACUGUUCUCAAAACAAAAGAAAUUCAGAAAGAUGUGGAACUUUGCGGAAAUUUUGUUACGCCAAUGGAGACUUGA